AUGGUUAGAAAAACAAGAAGCGAUAAAAAAGAUACAAUCUGUAAACGUUGUGGCCAUAAAUGCUCAACACCUCAAAAACUUCGUGAGCAUCUUAAGCGAAAAAAUCUAUAUAAACUAUUACAAAAUCAAAAAAAUAUAGCUUCUAUUCAAAUACCAAUUAAAGAGCCUAUUCAAGAGGAUAUCCAAGAACCUGUUCAAGUUGUUAAAACCACAAGUAAAGAUACUCCAUUCAAAAAUCCUGAUAUCGAAUGGAAUUAUCAAAAUAUGAAAAGAAAAUUGGGUAUUUUUAAAAACUUGCAACAGGAAUCAUACUAUAAUCCUGAGGAAUUUGAUAGAAAGCGCUUCUAUAUAGAAAUGAAAAAGGAGG
Messenger RNA from Dentiscutata erythropus, 367 nucleotides. NCBI's taxonomy places the organism in Eukaryota, Fungi, Glomeromycota, Glomeromycetes, Diversisporales, Gigasporaceae. The record is from the annotation of a GenBank genome assembly.